UGAUUCUGAUUGGAAGAAGGGCCCCAGGGUCGAAUUAUUUUGUUUCUAUUGGAUUUAUUGGAUUUCAGUUUCGAUCUGGAAACGCCCGUGCUCAGGCGGAUGGACGGACGGGGAGAGGGCUGUUUCGAGUGGAGUGACGAUUCUGGUUCGCGCCAAGAGUGCUCUCUGGCCGCCGCCGCCCGCUUGCCUGCUAUAUCUGGAGAGACAGACACCACAGCCGUGUGCGCAAGGGGCGGCGGCGAGAUUGAUGGUGGCAUGGAGGAAGUACAAUGCAUGCACGCGCAAAUGCGUUUUGUAACAGUGGUAACUUCUAACCCCUGCAGAAGAUGGCAAAGCGUGGACCUGACACCUGAAUUACCCCGCCCAAACCUUGUCUGCACAACAACUCGUCCAACCCCCUUCGCAACCCUCUCAUCCCCAAUACCAGCAGCUCCACCACUCGGAGCGGGCAGAGCGCAGGAAGCGACGGCUCCUUGCAGAUGCUACCUAUUCACUCCAGCGCCGCAGUGCCUCGCCCCGGUGGAGGAGGCCCGCCGUAUAUCGCGGGACCGCCUAUGGCCUCCAGCGUACCCAAUGGAGCCAUGCCGACAGCUCCUUCCAAUCUGAGCCUACGACCAUUGCCCAGCCCUGCAGAUGAGGCCCAGAUUAUCCGUCAACGAUCGCAGGCGCAACUCUACCAGCAGACAUCCCCCGCAGGCGUCCAGAAUGUGUCCUUCUCGAUACCAAUGCCCAUGCCAGCGCCUGCCCCGCCCAUGUCUCAAAUCACAGACCCGCACUACCCGUUCGCAAACGGAUAUGGCUCUCAUCUACCCCUGCCAACACCGCCAGCUCCAUAUUA
Gamsiella multidivaricata is the source of this 838-nucleotide messenger RNA. RefSeq lists its product as uncharacterized. Lineage: Eukaryota; Fungi; Mortierellomycota; Mortierellomycetes; Mortierellales; Mortierellaceae. The coding region runs from base 100 to 606 and encodes 168 amino acids. The record is from RefSeq and is a predicted model, not a curated record. The transcript has 2 exons.